ACCCUGAAAUCGCGUCAGGGAUGUUUCUUUGACUUCUCGGUGCCCCGCCUCUAAUUCUCAUGAAAAUAGGCCAACGACCGACGUGAUUUGUUGUAUUGUUUCGAAAUUGUGAUCUUUCGAUUAAUUGGUUAUGAUACCGGCAUUCGGGAACAUUCGGGAAAUGGCGGGCAAAUGGAUAGCUCGCGGUCGUGUUUGUCACUAUCGGGAAGUACGAGUUUGACGGAGAUUUUAGAUUCUUUUUUCGCGUCGAAGCAUAGUUUGGUGAUGUAUAUUUAUACGCUCCUGGCGACGCGAUGAGAAUACGCGCACGAGCAUCCGCAAGAUGUUUUAUUUAUGUCCUUGUGAUUUUUGUCGCGAGGCGAGGGUGUCGUCUGAAUUUUUCUCCCCAAAAAUGUUGCUAAAAGUCGAGGGACGGAAACGCGAGAUGGAUCGCCCGUAUGAAAUAUGGACGGCAGUGGUAAUUCUAGAGAUGGAGAUGCGGCUGUUCAAAGAAAUUCACAGCAAGCAGGUUCUACAAAAAAGCUGCAACAGACCCAAGCAACCGUGGAUGAGGUUGUGGGUAUCAUGAAAGUAAAUGUGGAAAAAGUAUUGGAAAGAGACCAGAAAUUAUCAGAAUUGGAGAAUCGUGCAGAUGCUCUGAAACAGGGAGCCACUCAAUUCGAACAGCAGGCAGGCAAAUUGAAGCGAAAGUAUUGGUGGAAAAAUCUGAAAAUGAUGAUCAUCAUUGGCAUCAUCUGCGUUGUUAUCUUGAUUAUCAUCAUCGCUUCGGUCGUACCAGGAUCGUCGGAUUCAGACAGUCCUAAUUAAAAAACAUUGUACCAAAAAUGGUACAGUGUUCAGGGGUUGUUAAUUUAUGUCCUAGAACAAAAGUUAACUAUGGUAAAGUAAGUGCUGGGCAUACAAAGUUAGAAAUAACGCGAUUAUUAAUUAUUAACGAUCUACGGGGUACAUUUAAAAGAGUUAUCGUCCAUAAAACGCACAAAAAAGUGUUAUGCGAAACUAUAUUUUUGAGACUUAAACUUUUUCAUACAAAAAAAAAACGCACAACUAUUAGACUAACUUCAGUAUUAAUACGGGUGGCCUUUUGUAAACCAUAAAUGGACAAUACAUUUCAUAAUGUUAUCUUGUUGGAAUACUUAUUGUACAUUUAUUAAUGAUAUACAUAAUAUAUAAUAUAACGUUUAUACUUUUUCUC
Osmia bicornis bicornis is the source of this 1195-nucleotide messenger RNA. It is a transcript of the gene Syb, whose product is annotated as synaptobrevin-like. Gene Ontology annotation, molecular function: SNAP receptor activity; syntaxin binding. The transcript has 3 exons. Bases 445 to 807 code for a protein of 120 amino acids. The record is from RefSeq and is a predicted model, not a curated record. NCBI's taxonomy places the organism in Eukaryota, Metazoa, Arthropoda, Insecta, Hymenoptera, Megachilidae. Gene Ontology annotation, cellular component: plasma membrane; SNARE complex. Gene Ontology annotation, biological process: vesicle-mediated transport; vesicle fusion.